This is a messenger RNA of Ailuropoda melanoleuca (giant panda), 1321 nucleotides long. It is a transcript of the gene PTP4A2, whose product is annotated as protein tyrosine phosphatase 4A2. The transcript has 5 exons. The record is from RefSeq and is a predicted model, not a curated record. Gene Ontology annotation, biological process: protein dephosphorylation. Lineage: Eukaryota; Metazoa; Chordata; Mammalia; Carnivora; Ursidae. Gene Ontology annotation, molecular function: protein tyrosine phosphatase activity. The coding region runs from base 599 to 1102 and encodes 167 amino acids.
GUUUUUCGUUGGAAUAUACGUUGCACAUUUAUGGCGAUUCUGAGCGUGAGGGCAGACUUCUGCCAGGCUCAGCACAGCGUUUUCGCUGACAAGUGAGCUUGGGGGUUCUAUGUGCCAUAAUUAACAUUGCCUUGAAGACUCUGGACACCGAGACUGGCCUCAGAAAUAGUUGGCUUUUUUUUUUUUUUUAUUGCAAGCAUAUUUCUUUUAAUGACUCCAGUAAAAUUAAGCAUCAAGUAAACAAAAGUGGAAAGCAACCUACACUUUUAACUUGUCUCACUAGUGCCUAAAUGUAGUAAAGGCUACUUAAGUUUUGGAUGUAGUUGGAUUUUUUUGGAGUCCGAAGGUAUCCAUCUGCAGACAUUGAGGCCCAAGUUGAAUUUGGAUUCAAGUGGAUUCUAAAUACUUCUGCUUACCUUGAAGAGAGAAGCUUCUUAAAGAAUAAACAAGUUGAAUAGAGAAAACACUGAUCGAUAUUAGGCAUUUUAGUGGUCUUUUUAAUGUUUUCUGCUGUGAAACAUUUCAAGAUUUAUUGAUUUUUUUUUUCAUUUUCCCCAUCACACCCACACACGCACGCUCACACUUUUUAUUUGCCAUAAUGAACCGUCCAGCCCCUGUGGAGAUCUCCUAUGAGAACAUGCGUUUUCUGAUAACCCACAACCCUACCAAUGCUACCCUCAACAAGUUCACAGAGGAACUUAAGAAGUAUGGAGUGACAACUUUGGUUCGAGUUUGUGAUGCUACAUAUGAUAAAGCUCCAGUUGAGAAAGAAGGAAUCCACGUUCUAGAUUGGCCGUUUGAUGACGGAGCACCACCCCCUAAUCAGAUAGUAGACGAUUGGCUAAACCUGUUAAAAACCAAAUUUCGUGAAGAGCCAGGUUGCUGUGUUGCAGUGCAUUGUGUUGCAGGAUUGGGAAGGGCACCUGUGCUGGUUGCACUUGCUUUGAUUGAAUGUGGAAUGAAGUAUGAAGACGCAGUUCAGUUUAUAAGACAAAAAAGAAGGGGAGCGUUCAAUUCCAAACAGCUGCUUUACCUGGAGAAAUACCGACCUAAGAUGCGAUUGCGCGUCAGAGACACCAAUGGGCACUGCUGCGUUCAGUAGAAAGAAGUAUAAACGAAGGCUGACUUGAUUGUACAUUUAGAGGGAACUCUUGGUACCUGGAAAUGUGAAUCUGGAAUCUUAACUGUGUCACCAAAGUAGUGAUGGAUUCAGUACUCCUCAACCACUUUCCUAAUGAUUGGAAAAAGGCAAACAAAAAAGAAAUCCCUCUAUAACAUGAAUAAAAUGUUUAAGAAAAGAAAAAGAGAAAGAAAAAAGGGA